Messenger RNA from Arachis duranensis, 1119 nucleotides. RefSeq names its product pectinesterase inhibitor 3. The record is from RefSeq and is a predicted model, not a curated record. Gene Ontology annotation, molecular function: enzyme inhibitor activity. The transcript has a single exon. Bases 205 to 936 code for a protein of 243 amino acids. Gene Ontology annotation, biological process: negative regulation of catalytic activity. NCBI's taxonomy places the organism in Eukaryota, Viridiplantae, Streptophyta, Magnoliopsida, Fabales, Fabaceae.
UACUCACAUUGCCCCUACCAUAACAACUACAUUAAACAACCAUUUUCAUUUAUUGCACUAAAUAAAUCCCCACCAGUGUAGUAGUUCACUUUCACUCGCACACAACACAACUCACUUCUCUUUCACAUCGUAGUUCUUCCCACACACACUUCACAACUUCUUUUUCUUGUUUCAGAUCUACAACCAAAAACAAAGGGAGAAAAAAUGCAGACACAACUCGGGCGCACUAUUUUCACUUUCCUGCUGUUGUUCUCAUCCCCAACAUUUUUCGUCUUCUCCACCGCAUCACCACCGUCAAAAAACAACCGCAGCAACAACGCGCAAGCUCUGGUCCGUUCAUCAUGCGUUCACACAAGGUACCCGAACAUCUGCCUCAAAACACUCUCAAACUACGCUGGGCCUGCCAACUCCCCUUUAGACGUGGCCCGGGCCGCUCUCAGGGUGAGCCUGGCCCACGCCCGACGAGCCUGCAGACACCUCAAGACUCUCCAAGCACCACUGGUAGGCUCAGGCCCAGGCCCAAAUAAAGGCCCAUUGAGCUCGAAGUCCAAGAGGCAGCGAGCGGCGCUGAGUGACUGCAUCGAGCAGAUGGCGGACUCGGUUGACGAGCUGAAGAGGAGCCUUGAGGAGCUCCAGCACCUCGAAACGGCGACGUUUCGGUGGCAGAUGAGUAACGCACAGACUUGGGUGAGUGCUGCCCUCAGUAACGGCGACUCAUGCCUCGAUGGCUUUGGAGACGGAAGCAACGGCGGCGACAGAGGCGGUGGAGGCAACGACCGUGACAAGAAGCUGGGGAGGAGCGUGAAGCGGAGGGUGACUGACGUGGCAAGGGUCACCAGCAAUGCUUUGUACAUGAUUAACCUUGUUGGUGAAACUUGGCCCGGGAAGCCUAAUAAGCAUCGUUCUUCGCCACGUGGCACCCAUUUCAAUGACUGAGUUGAGCAUCCUGCUUGCUUAACUAGAAGAAUGAAUGGGUAACUUUUUUUAUUGAAAAAAGUGAAAUGUUGACAAGUACAUCCAAUAAUUAUGUAAAAUGUAAGUGGAUUAACACUUCUUCUACAAAAAUCGAAAAAUUAGUUAGUACGGAUUUAAAUAUAAAUAAAAGUAAAAUAUUGAUUA